AUGGCUGCACGUGUACCAACCCAGGACGAUAUCCCGGGAGCUUCUCUCGCUGGAAGAGAGCCCCAGGCAUUAAAAUGCGAAGAACUUCGUUUUUGGCUGAGAUGUAGAGGCGAUUCUUUGAAGGGAUUGAAAACAAAGGCGGCGCUAGUGAAGAGGUAAGGCGCAAGAUCGCUUCGUGUUUCGCUAUGACUUGUCAAAAUAUUACACCUAUACAUGUGAAAAAUCGGAUUUUACGAGCUAAAAGUAGUUUUCUUUUCGCUUUUAAAGGGUGGAAGAGUAUAUCAGAACUGGCCGAGACCAAAAUAUAGUUGAUCCUGAUCCUCACAAUGUAUAUACAAAGCGCAAAGAACACCGAACCGCGAGUGAAGACAACAUUUCAGCUGCUGUUAAUGCACCGCAACCAAACUACCCUUCGGAUGGCUGGUCUGGCGAUUUAAAACGAAUGCCUUUUUUCACGCGUGCCGAGAUGAACUAUCAUAUCGCAAAGUCAGGGAAAAACAUUGAUUCAAGCAAAAGUCACUCAGUACCGACUAGUGUGCGAAAAGCUACAACGUUUUUGAACGACGAAUAUUUAAAGAACUUGUCAGCAGCAAGCGAUAAUACUUAUUUCUAUUUGCGCUGUCAGUGCCAUCACAGCUUUAGAAAAAAUGAUCCUCCCCACAACUUAAAAGUUGCAUUGUGCAUUUUUAGUGGAGAGGUCAAGAAUGCCUCUUGCUCUUGUGUUGCUGGCCAGGUCGGGUUUUGCAACCAUAUUUUGGCUCUUUUGUUAAAAUUAUGCAAGUUUUCAUUGUAUGAGUGUAAAAGUGUGACUGAUCUUGAAAACGAAGACGAUAUGCAGCCAAAACGGAGCUGCACAUCAACUCUGCAGCGGUGGCGUCGAAAGGGAAGAGGAGACUGUAUAAAUCCACAACCAGUGAUGGAAGUGUUGGUGACCAAAACAAGCUUAGAGUUAGACAAACAAUCAUCAUCCAGAGACUCUGGUGUGAAAUGUCUUUUGUAUGAGGCCCGAAAUAGCCUUAAGGGUCAGCAUAGCCUCCCACGCAGGCGUUUUCAGGGGAGCUCGUUUUUCUUCCCUCCCCAUGGGAGGGAAGAAAUACGAGCUCCCCUAAAAACGCCUGCGUGGGAGGCUAGGGUCAGCAGGCAUCUGAAACAAAAUUAUUGGAACGGUUAAGAGCGCUUAACCCUAAAAUGGCUUUAUCACAAAUUAUGACUGCAAGAACUGAGUCAACUACACUCGUCCCGACAAAAUUUGGAAAACGUCCUCAAGGAUCCUUUGCCAGUUACCAACUAUCCGUUACUGAAGAUAACUUUAAAGUGUUUUGUGACAUUUCAUCUGUCAACAGGUCAGAUUCAGACAAUCAUGUUCAUGAUUCUCAGUUAACUGCUUUUCCCAGAUUUCCCCUCAGGGCUUCACAUGAACAGUUUCAAAUACCGACUGAGAUUUCUGGAGAUGAGAGAUGCUUACUAGAAAAAAUACAAGUAGAUGUUGAUGAGCUAAAUGAAAUUGAGAGGAAAACACGGGAACAGUCAACUUGCCAAGAAUGGAAGGAUGAAAGAAAAUUUAGGUUCACUGCCUCAAAUUUUGGCCUUAUCAGGGAAAGGAAACGAAACCAUGAGACCCUAGUAAAAAAUCUACUUAACCCCAAACCUUUUUCUUCAAGGUAUACAAAUCAUGGUCUCAAAUAUGAGCCAGUCGCCCUUGAACAGUACCAGAAGUACAUGAUGUCAAUUCGAAGGCCUGUUAAGAUACUUAAGUCAGGACUUGUUAUCAGCCUAGAUUCCCCCUACUUGGGUGCUUCACCUGAUGCUAAGGUAAUUGAUCCAGGAUGCGAUGAUCCCUUUGGGCUUUCU
Molecule: messenger RNA, 1851 nt
Organism: Porites lobata
Lineage: Eukaryota; Metazoa; Cnidaria; Anthozoa; Scleractinia; Poritidae
Source: the annotation of a GenBank genome assembly